This is a messenger RNA of Candidula unifasciata, 1056 nucleotides long. Lineage: Eukaryota; Metazoa; Mollusca; Gastropoda; Stylommatophora; Geomitridae. The record is from the annotation of a GenBank genome assembly.
AUGCCCAAGGGUACACGCAGAAUUCUCAUGGACAUCCCCUGUAAAGUUUGUGAAGACCACUCCUCGGGAAAACACUAUGGAAUCUAUGCUUGUGACGGGUGUGCCGGCUUCUUUAAGAGGUCAGUUCGGCGAAACCGACAGUAUUUAUGCAAAUCACGAGGUCAAGGGUUAUGUCCGGUGGACAAGACACACAGGAACCAGUGCCGGGCAUGUAGACUGAGCAAGUGUGUGCAAGCAGGGAUGAACAAAGAUGCUGUACAGCACGAGAGGGGACCCAGAAACUCUACCAUCCGCCGUCAGGUGGCAAUGUUCAUCAAGGAAUCAGUGGAGUGGGGCGGGCUGGUCGGGUCUCCACCAGUCACGAUACCCAACUUCUGCAACAGCGUGGAGACCAUCUGUGAGGCGGCGGCCAGGCUUCUGUUUAUGAGUGUCAAAUGGGUAAAAACGUUGCCGGCGUUUGUAGCGCUGCCCUACAGAGACCAGGUGCUGUUGCUGGAGGAGUGCUGGCGGGAACUGUUCGUGCUGGGUGCAGCCCAGUUCCAGAUGCCACUGGACGCCAGGCCACUUCUGUCUGCAGCAGGAGUGACCAUUGGCCAAGGAUCGCCGGACAAAGUUUUGAGGAUGUUAAGUGAGGUCAGGGCACUUCAUGAAACUAUUGCAAAGUUCAAGGCCUUGCAGGUUGAUGCAGCAGAAUACACCUGCCUCAAAGGCAUUCUGCUAUUUAAAACAGAUAAGACACUGAAUACACCGACUGUACGGAAAACUACGGUUAGAGUAAUAAUGAGGAUAAUGAUGAUACUGUCGAAGAUUGUGAUAGCUAUGAGACUGACAAUGAUAACCACGACGACAAUAACAAUAUACCUGUUCAUGUUUUGUCCGCCUAAAGUCAGAUGCUUCUCUUUGUGUGUCCAUAGAUUCGGAAAGCUGCUUCUCCUGCUGCCUUCCUUGCGAGUCAUCAGCGGGCUGACCAUCGAAGAGAUCUUCUUCAGGAGAACCAUAGGCAACAUUCCCAUCGAGCGUCUGCUGGUGGAUAUGUUCAAGUCCAGGGAUCUCUGA